Messenger RNA from Brassica rapa (field mustard), 628 nucleotides. RefSeq names its product putative pirin-like protein At3g59260. The record is from RefSeq and is a predicted model, not a curated record. Lineage: Eukaryota; Viridiplantae; Streptophyta; Magnoliopsida; Brassicales; Brassicaceae.
UGAUAAAAUGUUCAAAUAGAUUCCAUUCUCUUUCAGCUUUCUCAAUGUUUACUAAGACAUGUGUUCUUUGGUUUUCAACAGCAUUGAUCCAAAAGCCGUAGAACUGUCUAGUUCAGAGAUUCCAAGAGCAGAAGAAGAUGGAGUAGAGGUCAAAGUCAUAGCCGGAGAGUCAAUGGGAGUUCAAUCUCUUUCCUACACAAAAGUACCAAUCAUGUUCCUUGACUUUACUCUCCAGCCAAGAGCUCAAACUCACCAGACCGUUCCAGAGUCAUGGACCGCCUUUGCCUAUGUUAUAGAUGGUGAGGAAGGCGUGUUUAGCACCUCGGACUCUUCCACUGUACAAGCACAUAGUGUUGUGGUGUUUGGAAAAGGGGAUGGAGUUAGCGUGUUGAAUACGUCAAGCUCUAAGCUGUUGAGGUUCUUGUUGAUUGCAGGGGAACCUAUCGGUGAGCCUGUGGUUCAGCAUGGUCCAUUUGUGAUGAACUCACAGGCUGAGAUUGAUCUGACCAUUGGGGACUAUCGCAAUGCCAAGAAUGGCUUUGAAGGAGCUAAGUCUUGGAGGUCAGAGUAAAAAAAGUUUUGAGGGUUUCUUCUUUUAUUCCACAUGGAUUUAAUCUUACAUCUUAUA